AGGAGGAGGAGGAGGCGGUGACCGACGCCCCCCACGGGACAGGCCGACCGAGCUGCUAACAGGUGUGUCUGAGCGGGACGCGGGUUCCAGUCUGCACCGCCCGGUCCGGUCCGGUCCACCUCAACCCUCCACCGGGUCCAGACCCCUCGUUCCUCCGGGGAGAGAGACCUCAGCCUUCAUUCCGUCUCCCGGUCUGUCCGCAGAUUCCCAUUAGUGCGUUAGAGCCGAGGAGGAGGAGGAGGAGGAGGAGGAGGAGGAUCUCAAACCGAACCGGAUCUUGAUGAAUGGAUGAAGGUUCGGACUCGUGUUGGUUUGUCAGAUCCUUCGAGGGUUAGAGACAGUUUGAGUUCCGGAUCCGACACGAAGCGGAGCUGCUGCGGUUCAUCAUGACGACGAGAGGAGGCAGCGGAGCGGGGGACCUGGUGUCCUCCUGCACCUCCUGCACCUCCUCCACCUCCUCCACCUCCUGCACCUCCUGCACCUCCUCCACCUCCUCCACCUCCAGCCUCCAGCAGCAGAGCGGCGGCCCCGCUCCUCCGGGGCCCGAGGCGGCCGGAGGGGUGGAGAUGUUCGGGGAGUUCCAGGACUGGUGCUCGCGGACCUACGGGGACUCCGGGAAGACCAAGACCGUGACCCGGCGCAAGUACCACAAGAUCCUGCAGACGCUCCUCCUGCAGGAGGAGGAGCAGCGGCCCGGCCUGCUCCUGCAGGAGAAGAGCAGCAGCCACAUCAACGCCAAGUUCAAGUUCUGGGUCAAGUCCAAAGGGUUCCAGGUCCGAACCGAGGACCGGACUGAGGCCCGGAGCCCAGCGGGCAGACCCGUGCUGUACGUGCCCGUCAAGUGUGUGGACAGUGUCUCCGGGCCGGACUCGUCCCUCAAGCGCGUGGCGGUGGUGGAGGACUUCUUCUCCAUCAUCUUCUCCAUGCACGUGGAGAUCAGCAGCGAUCCGGCCAAAGCUCCCAAACACGCCGGCCAGAAGAAAACCUACAAAGCUAUUGCAGAGACGUACGCCUUCCUGCCCAGAGAGGCGGUGACCCACUUCCUGAUGAGCUGUGGCGAGUGUCAGAAGAGGAUGCACAUCAGCUCCACAGGACCAGACUUCAGAGAGAACGACAGGCCGAGCUCUCUGGUGUCGGAGGUGAUAGACUACAACAUGCCUCUCACCACCACCUACAUGAAGCAGAUGAAGCUUCAGUACAUGAGCAACAAGGAUGACAGUUCGCUGAGCAGCGAGGAGGAGAUGAGCGAGCCCACGUGGCUAACAGCUGAUCUGGGAGCAGCGUCGGACCUGAGCCCGCCGAGCCGAGCAGACAGGAUGCGCCUCAGCCCGCAGAGCGUUCACAUGAAGGAGGACGAGGGUAAGUGA
Pleuronectes platessa (European plaice) is the source of this 1367-nucleotide messenger RNA. RefSeq names its product nucleolar protein 4. The record is from RefSeq and is a predicted model, not a curated record. The transcript is spliced from 5 exons. Lineage: Eukaryota; Metazoa; Chordata; Actinopteri; Pleuronectiformes; Pleuronectidae. Bases 387 to 1367 code for a protein of 326 amino acids.